Messenger RNA from Acinonyx jubatus (cheetah), 2719 nucleotides. It is a transcript of the gene SCD5, whose product is annotated as stearoyl-CoA desaturase 5. Gene Ontology annotation, biological process: lipid metabolic process. Lineage: Eukaryota; Metazoa; Chordata; Mammalia; Carnivora; Felidae. The coding region runs from base 230 to 1222 and encodes 330 amino acids. The record is from RefSeq and is a predicted model, not a curated record. Gene Ontology annotation, molecular function: oxidoreductase activity, acting on paired donors, with oxidation of a pair of donors resulting in the reduction of molecular oxygen to two molecules of water. The transcript has 5 exons.
AUUCGCCAGCAACAGAUGCCGGGCGCCCAGAUUGGCAUCCUUAGUCCCCGCUGAGCGCCCGAAGAAGAGGGCAGGAACCAGAGAAGGGCCUGGAAGGCGGGGACGGGAGUGCAGAGACCACCCCUCCCCAACCCCAAAAGGCAGAAGCCCCCGCCCCCCACCGGAGAGCUCCGCGCCGGCCAAGCGCCUGCCUGCUGCCGCUGCCUCGGGCGCCCACCUCUCCCCAGCCAUGCCCGGCCCGGCCGCCGACGGGAGGCAGGUCCCCUUCCGCAACGCCAAGGAGGAGAUCCGUGCGAGGAUCGAAGUCUCGGAAGGCGGCGGCGACCCGCAGAGACUGGGCGGACGCGGGCAGCGGCAGAUCGUCGUCUGGAGAAACGUCGUCCUGAUGAGCCUGCUCCACUUGGGGGCCGUGUACUCCCUGGUCCUUAUCCCCAAAGCCAAGCUGCUCACCCUGCUCUGGGCGUACUUCUGCUUCCUCCUAUCUGCUCUGGGUGUGACAGCUGGUGCCCAUCGCUUGUGGAGCCACAGGUCCUACAAAGCCAAGCUGCCUCUGAGGAUAUUUCUGGCUGUUGCCAACUCCAUGGCUUUCCAGAAUGACAUCUUCGAGUGGUCCAGGGACCACCGAGUCCACCACAAGUACUCAGAGACCGAUGCUGACCCACACAAUGCCCGCCGGGGCUUCUUCUUCUCUCAUAUCGGGUGGCUCUUUGUUCGCAAACAUCCAGAUGUCAUUGAGAAGGGGAGAAAACUUGACCUCACUGACCUGCUGGCUGAUCCUGUGGUCCGAUUCCAGAGAAAGUACUAUAAGAUCACUGUGGUGCUCAUGUGCUUUGUGAUCCCCACGCUGGUACCCUGGUGUGCCUGGGAAGAGAGUCUGUGGAACUCCUAUUUCUUGGCCUCCAUCCUCCGCUAUACCAUCUCACUCAACAUCAGCUGGCUGGUCAACAGUGCUGCCCACAUGUAUGGAAACCGGCCCUACGACAAGCACAUCAGCCCUCGGCAGAACCCACUCGUCACCCUGGGUGCCAUUGGUGAAGGCUUCCACAAUUACCACCACACCUUUCCCUUUGACUACUCUGCGAGUGAAUUUGGCUUAAAUUUCAACCCAACCACUUGGUUCAUUGACCUCAUGUGCUGGCUGGGACUGGCCACUGACCGCAAACGAGCAACCAAGCCAAUGAUCAAGGCCCGGAAAGCCAGGACUGGAGACGGCAGCACUUGAACCUGGAACUGGCAUCCAACAUGUUUGCCAUUGAUACCUUAGUUCAUGGCUUUUGUUCCUAUAGUUCUCUUGUUCAUUGGAUGUGGGAGGGGGUAGAAGCUGGGGAGGAAAAGGAAUCUAUGUGGUUUGGGAACUUUUCCUUUGUCUCAAAAUAAUGUCAAGAUAUAACUAUCAAUGAAAAAAAGUUUUUAGCAUCAAUGUAACUAUGAUUUUAACAUUAGAGUGUGAACAUGUGAUUUAAUCGUUGUAGCUACAAUAUGUCAAACACACAUGGUCAUGUGCUUGAACGUGAUGUUAACCCUGACAGGAUGAAGGAAUUUAAUAUUCUUUCAGUGUGAUUCAGGAGAGCAUUUGCUUUCUUUUCUACCAGUUAACCCAGCACUGUUUUGAAACACAUUAUCUGAAGGUAGAAGACAAAAGAGAGGGUCUAAGUAACUAAAGAAUGUUUCUGUUUUGUAAUUACUGUGCCUGUGUGUUUGUUGUUUUUUAAAUAAGAGAAUUGAGGGGCGCCUGGGUGGCUCAGUCGGUUAAGCGUCCGACUUCGGCUCAGGUCACGAUCUCACGGUCCGUGAGUUCGAGCCCCGCGUCGGGCUCUGGGCUGAUGGCUCACAGCCUGGAGCCUGCUUCCAAUUCUGUGUCUCCCUCUCUCUCUGCCCCUCCCCCGUUCAUGCUCUGUCUCUCUCUGUCUCAAAAAUAAAUAAAAUAAACGUUAAAAAAAAUUUAAAUAAGAGAAUUGAAAACUUUCAAAAAUGACAGGAAAUGGCCCUCUUAUUUUCUUGCCCUGUUUACAGCUUGUUAAUGUUCCACUGUCUUUGCUUCCAAAGAGAUCUGUUCACUGCCCGGCUAGUUUUGUGUCCCGAUUAUGGCCAGCCGACCCUAUAAAUCAGUGCCUGUUUAGGUGUUUGAUUUUGUUCUCUUUGCUAUUGUCAUUUUAAAGGUGUAUAACGCAGAUGUGCCAGACAUAAAAUUAAGCUCAAAUUAAGCUCUCAUUUAAAUGUUUAAACAUCUAAUUUAUAUUCUAAUUGAUCCCAGCCACUGAUGCAUGUACUUUAGCUACUACUGCUAAAUAAGCAUAUUAAUUUUCCACACUAGGCCAUCAGAUCUUAAUAACCGACAGUUAUCUAGAACUCAGUGUGUACUAAUGUUUCCCCUGCAUGCAGCCUUCAUUGAUUUUGCAGCAAAAUAUAAAGUGAUCAUUAUGUAGCUUCUGAAGUAAAAAAAAUGUUGUGUGUUAAGUUGCCUUGUAAAGAGCAUGUUGAAUUAAUGGGACCGCGUGCCCUUUGUUUUAGUUGUUAGAGCAAAAGAAAGAUGUUGGAGCACUUCGAAGAUAGAUCUUUUCGGGAAAGGUGGGAAUUUGGAAUUUUAAUUUAAAAUGUUUGAAAAAGAAGUGAUGCCAACCGGAAAUUGUCACAAUGAAGUUCUUCAUCCAGCAGGUGUUUAUUUGCCAUUAAUAAUGUGUACACUGUGAGUGAUUUACAAUAAAUGAUUAUUAAUUCA